Mugil cephalus (flathead mullet) is the source of this 1547-nucleotide messenger RNA. RefSeq lists its product as uncharacterized. The transcript has 2 exons. Bases 451 to 1236 code for a protein of 261 amino acids. The record is from RefSeq and is a predicted model, not a curated record. Lineage: Eukaryota; Metazoa; Chordata; Actinopteri; Mugiliformes; Mugilidae.
UGCAGCAGAACAGGCCCAAACCAGGAUAUUAGCGCCCCCAUGUUUCAUGGAGGGAUGAGGUUCUUAAACUAUUUGUCAAUAGAAAAUAUUCUGUCACCGUAAGGAAGGAGACACCUGGAGGGAAUGUGUCACGUGUUGUGUUAUUAUUUUACGUGAUGAAAGACAUGAACAUGUCCCAGUGGAGCUGGAUGAACCGUCUACUUUUCCCUGAGUGUUUUUCUUGGUAAAAGCUGUAUUUAUUUUGAAGUAGAACACGUUUUCCACUCUUUCCUGAAGACACCCCCCCCCGCCCCCCCCCUCUCCGACUGUCGAGACAAAUAUGGUCGUGUGGACCAGACCAGAAGAGACCCUCCACCCCCUUCUGCUCCACUCCUUACGCAAACGAACCUUCCGAGGCUCCGUUAUGUGUGCGCCUGGAUCUAGAGGCUGAUUCCUAACGAAGGGUCCGCUAUGGCUUCCACCCCCUCCGCCUCGGCCCUGUCCGCCGUCCUCCGGUGUCGGGGGAAUAUCUGGAGCAGGAAUCCGUCGAGCAAGCGGCCUGCCGCCUCGGCGUACAGCCUCGGGCUGUCCGGAGCGGCUCUGCGCGACUCACGGCUGGGACGCGCCGGGACGGAGCAGAAGUCGUUGUGGGGGAGUUUACCCCUGAAAGAGCGCGUCGUGCCGGGUGGAAGACUGGCUGUGGUGUGUAGGAGGUCUGGGAGUCUGGGAGGUCAAAGGCUGAGAGAGAAAGAUUCGGUGGAAGUUAAGAAAUGUUUUCCAAAACUUUCUCCGUCCCGGGGGCCGCGCUCCGCCGGGGCCGCGCUCCACAACGCUCCGGCGCGUCAGCUGUCAACUCACCUGCCCGCAACAGAGAAAUACUCUAAAAUGAUGAUUAAAGGCCAAACCUGCUCCGACCUACGCGUCUGUAAGGUCGUGUUUGUUCGGGACAGCUGUGGACCCACGGUCUUCUCUCUGAAGCUGCCCGGGACGCGUGUGGGCUGGAGGGAGGCGGCGGCAGGACAGAUCCCGGGGUUCGUGUUGAGUGGCUGGUUAACGGUGAGAAACACCUGUUUGUCUCUGAGCGGCCUCGUGUCCAGGAUUGUCGCUGUGCAGUUGGCGGUGAUGUGCGGUGACGCACAACGACACCUGCUGCGCCAAGAGGAAAAUACGGGCGGCGGACCGCAGGCGCACGGACAAACCCACAACUCCUCCAAAGACGAGUCUGGACGGAAGAUGGAGCAGGACAGACCUGACUGAAGGUCCAAGGCCUCGGCCCGUUGACGCAACUCUGUUAUUGACUUUCACUCUACAACCUUCCUGGACUUCAACCUGGGGAUGGAACCAAUACAAUCAGCUGUUAUUUAUAGGGGAAUUUCCUCUUUAAUGGGUUCCUCUGGGAGCCCUCAGACUAUUAUGGAGUGAUCUUUGUUGGUGGACCACUCCUCCAUUUGUUCUCAAUAUGGGCACUUGCACUUUUAAGUGCAAACAUACUUACUCCUAUUUUGGAAUUUUGUAGAAGAACAUGUUUUAUUCCGAUGUGGAAAUGGUAAAUAAAUGAAUAAAACCUC